AUGCUUGGAAGCUUAGCAUGGGGCAACCAUGAGGUUGCCAAAAGGGAAAGACGGCACAGAAAUGCCAAUAAAGGCAUUAUUCUACCCUACCUGAGGCUCGCUACAGACUUCUUUGCAUUGCAUCUCGUCAAAGAAUGCAUCGCGUCGCUACGCCCGCGUACCCAACAGGACACUCAAGCCUCUCAUGCGGAUGAUCACACGGGCAGACCGUCUAUCUGCACCCUGAGACUGCCCUGUCCAGGUUCAUGCAUGGUCUCAAGCCAAGAUGUGGACGCCUUCAGAGGCCUGAAGCUGAUUGUACGCACCCCUAGUGGUCGACUCGACUUGCUCACGGCCAGCAUGGAUACAUGUGCAGAUGGCGGUAACGCCAUCGCCAAAACCACGGCCGAGUCCUACGGGUUCGAGCCCGUAGAUGGAAGCAUCAAAUCCGAAAUGAGCGUUGCUGGGCGCCAGAAAGUCAGGUCUUUGGGGACGGUCGUAAUACCAUUUCAGCUGCCUUGCGAGACACAAAUGAGAGAUACAGAGUUCCACGUCUUUGAGGAUCUCGCUGGACACAGGGCAAUCCUCAGCGUCUCCUUGACUAUGCAGCUUGGCCACCUUCGGCGAAAGCCUUGUUCGGAAUGUGAAGAAGCAGAAGACUAA
Molecule: messenger RNA, 642 nt
Organism: Capronia epimyces CBS 606.96
Lineage: Eukaryota; Fungi; Ascomycota; Eurotiomycetes; Chaetothyriales; Herpotrichiellaceae
Exons: 1
Coding region: 1-642 (213 amino acids)
Source: RefSeq, a predicted model, not a curated record